AUGCCUGGCCUGCAAUCCCAGGGCCGUGGUGAGGGCAGUCGGCUUCCCCUAACGCAAGUGCCAGUCGCUUCCAUCGAGACCCCCGACCCGGUCGUUCAGCAAGCAACGGCGUCGGCGCAGACUCCUCCCUCGCAUGCGCCCGCUUCUCAUUUCCGCAUCCCUCGAACGCCCCAUUCGGCCGGUGGCGAGACGGCUCAAAAGGCGGCCAAGGUUGCUAUCCCGAGGCUGAAGAGAUCUAUCGAUUCAGAGAGUCAAGAUGCACCCAGGUCGGGCAGGCACCGGGUCAAUCAUGCAUGUGAGCCUUGUCGGCAUCGAAAGACCAAGUGCAGCGGAGAGCGACCGAUAUGUCGGCAUUGUCAGGAUUUCAAAAUCACAUGUUUCUAUGCAGAUGGCAAACGAGAUCGGGUCAAGAAGCAAUUCGGAACCAUGACCGAGAAGGUCACCGACUAUGAGAGGCUGCUAAAUGAUCUGCUGACGAGAGUGAGCGAUCCCGAUGCCCAACUGAUUCGAGCCGCAUUGGAGAAGGAGACGACAGCUGACCCCGACGACGCCGCCACCGAUGCUACCGGCGACACUGCCACAGUUCCCACCAUUGGUGCUGAUAGAGAGCAAUCGGAGUCUGGUGCAGAAUCUGAGGCCUCCGCCGGAGCCGGUUCCACGGGCGCGCUAGAUCGGACCGAUGAAGACUUCACUCGCGAGCAAGCCCGCGCAACGGGGUUCAUGGGGAAGAAUUCGGAAGUGACCUGGCUACAACGGUUGCGGGAGGAGAACAAGUAUGGGGACCACCCGCGCAAUGAACAAGGCAACGAGAAGCAACAGACACUGGCGGCCGCAUCCACGGCAUCGUUCAACUCGAGGCGUCAAGUGGGCGACGUGCAGACGCCUUUGGUCGAGGUGGACGAGGGCUUUGCAGUCGACAACUCCAACUAUCAUCUCGACGACCUCCCCAUCUUUACUUUUGAGGCAGUCGAUCCGUACGAAAUCCCCACCCCCGAUAUCGCCAACCACCUGUUUGACGCGUACAUGGCCAGGGUCCAUCCGUCGUUUCCCGUGGUGGGCAAGCUGAAUCUCAGCAGCCAGUUCCGCCGAUUUAUUAGUGGGACGGUGCAGAGCCCGCCCGAAAAGUGGCUGGCCAUCCUCAACAUGAUCUUUGCCAUUGGAGCCAGGUACUCACACCUGAUCAACGCCGAGUGGAAGGGCGACGAGCGUGAUCAUCUCAUCUACUUUACACGAGCUCGACUGUUGAACAUGAACUCGGAAACGUUGUUCCAGCAUCCGGAUUUACAGCAAAUCCAGAUCGUCGGCUUGAUGUCUUUCUACCUCCUCUGUACCAGCCAAAUCAACCGAGCCUGGCUUUUGACCGGGAUUGCCAUCCGGCAGGCCAGUGCACUGGGGAUGAACAUGCGCAACGACAGUGCCAAUCUACCAAACACGCUCAAGGAAAUCCGAUAUCGGGUUUGGUGGGCGCUGUACACCCUGGAACAUCGGCUGUGCAACAUGACCGGGCGCGUCAACUGCAUUCUCGACGACCACUGCACGGCGCCGCUACCGGUGCCUCUGGAUGAAGAACAGUUUGACAGCGAGGAAGGCCAGAAACUGUUGAGUAAAGAGAGACAGCAAGGCGUUCGAGCUCCCGCCUCGAACCCGCAAACGCCGAGCAACCACAAUACCACCCCUUCGACGGAUCGGUCUCGUUCUCAGACCAAGAUGGAGUCGCGUUCGCCUUCCACGCUCAGUAAUCUGGGAAACAUGGAAUGGGCCAAGGAUGUUGCGCCCAAUUCGUCCCUUUACUUCCUCCAUCUGGUGCAGUUGAGCCGACUGACACAAAACAUAUUCCAUCGGCUGUAUAACCCGGCUGCCAUCCAGGGCACGUGGUCGGACAUUCAGAGGACGAUCGGGGACCUUGACGAGCAGAUCGAGCACUGGUACCGAAAUUUGCCGCCGGCGUUUGCCUUUCGGCGGAAGCAGCGCGAUCGCGGCUCCUAUGAGGCUCGCUUGGGUCUGGGGUUUUUCUACUACAGCACCAAAAUGACCAUCCACCGGCCCUGCCUGUGUCGUCUGGAUCGCAAGAUCCCCGGUCAAUCUAACAAAUCGCUCGAGUUCAACCGCAACUCGGCGGCCAAAUGCGUCGAGGCGGCCAUGGAGGCCCUGGGGUCCAUCCCGGAUGAACCGAACGCGGUCGGGCUCAUUCGCGUAGGUCCUUGGUGGACCAUGUUGCACUUGCUCGUCCAGGCCUGUACCGUGCUCAUGUUGGAGAUCUCUUUCCGCGCCAACCACAUGCCGGAAGAAGCGGACAACAUCCUAGAAUCGAGCAAGAAGGGGGUGCGCUGGCUUCAUGCUCUGGCGGAAGACAACCUGUCGGCCAAACGGGCCUGGGCAACGUGUUUCGCCAUGCUUCAAGGGGCGGCGCAGAAGAUGGGACGCACUGUAGAAGAUCUGCCGCAUUUCCCACCGGGGAAAUCCUCUCCGCCGCAACAGGCUGCUCCGAUGUCAGCCUAUUCCGCCGCGGUCUACCCUGCCGGUCUUUAUGCGUCGGGCCCAACGCAGUCUUCGAUGUACGCGCUGCCUGAUCUGCCGACCACUCAAGCGUUUGCCGUGUAUGACCCGAUGAUGCAGUAUGACCAAUACUUCCCUGGCGACUUUCAGAUGAAUCACUCGAUGCCCUUCCAACAACCCAUGGAUACAGAAAUGGAGUUUUUGAGCAGUGCUUAUCAUGGUGACCCAUCGCAGCCAGAGGGAGGUGAGGCCGACCGGGCGCCACGAUAUCCAUGA
Capronia epimyces CBS 606.96 is the source of this 2772-nucleotide messenger RNA. RefSeq lists its product as uncharacterized. The record is from RefSeq and is a predicted model, not a curated record. The transcript is spliced from 3 exons. Gene Ontology annotation, biological process: regulation of DNA-templated transcription; DNA-templated transcription. Lineage: Eukaryota; Fungi; Ascomycota; Eurotiomycetes; Chaetothyriales; Herpotrichiellaceae. Gene Ontology annotation, molecular function: DNA-binding transcription factor activity, RNA polymerase II-specific; DNA binding; zinc ion binding. The coding region runs from base 1 to 2772 and encodes 923 amino acids.